Messenger RNA from Saprolegnia diclina VS20, 2542 nucleotides. RefSeq lists its product as hypothetical. NCBI's taxonomy places the organism in Eukaryota, Oomycota, Saprolegniomycetes, Saprolegniales, Saprolegniaceae. The transcript is spliced from 5 exons. The record is from RefSeq and is a predicted model, not a curated record. The coding region runs from base 45 to 2504 and encodes 819 amino acids.
UGGCGCUGUUCGGGCGAAAGGGAGCCGACCAGGGUGCCGACGGCAUGAACGCAACGCCGUGCGCUUGCUCACGGUCGACCGCCGCCGGCUUCUCAACGACCGUUUGCUGCGCGGCGCUCAUUCGCAGCUCGGCGUGGUCGUGCUGCGGCCAAGCCUACUAUCACUACAUUGCACCGAGCCUCCUCUGGGCUGUCUUUCUUGGCUUGACGAUAUAUGCCCAGCUGCGCCACGAUCUCUUUCGCGACUUUGGCCGGUCCGCCCACGAGCUCCACGACAUUCAAACCCAAGCGCUUGGCGUCGUCGUCGCAAGACGGAAACGAGUCAUAUUUGGCAAGCCCGUGCACGACCCGCGGCGCGGUCUCAUGCUCGGCGCCAUGUGGGUCGAGUUGGGUGGGUUCAGCUACUGCCCGCUACAACUGCUCCAGUACCAGCUCUGGGCUGGCUCGCAGAUCGGCCACUUGAAUGGCGACCUCCAAGUCGCGCUCUUCACCGUCUUGAUAUGCCUCUUGCUGCUGUCAUCCCUUCCGUCACAGGGCGAGCACCACCGCUGGGACCGUCCGCUCAAAGUAUCUCGGUCGUUCCUCUUUGACUUUGGCUUUAUGACGUUUGUGUUUACGACGCUGAACGUCGCGGGCUGCACCAACGGCGUCGACGACGUGCGUCUCGGGUCGAGCCUCACGUGCGCGAGCCCGUUGACGUACUGGAUCGUGCUCCCGCUCGGGAUCGCUGUCUUUGGCUGGCUCUACUACAGCACAUUAUUGUACAAGAAACAGCUCGCCUCGGAUGUCUACGCCGUGAGCUUUCGCUUCCAACCAUCGUUCGAUGCAAUCAUGGCCGUCACGCGCACGCUCGGUGGGUUGAGCCUCUUUACGGUUGAAAAAUGUCUCCUCGUGCUCGACGCGUGGUGCGUCUCGGUCGUGCUGAGUCUUUUGUACCUCGUGUACUUUGGCGCGCUCCUCCGGCACAACUACAAGUGCCAACCCUGCUUAGGGGUCGGAUAUUUCCCCAACAACUUGCGCGCCGUGUCUUUUGCAACGUCGUGCUAUACGGCCAUCGUGCUCCUCCUUGUGUCGCUCAUCCAGCUCUAUCGACACCACGAAGGUGCCGAUACGCCCGAGUGGACGCUCGUGCUUCUUGCGCUCGGCGCGUACCCUGGCGUGGUGAUUUUCAUCUGGCGCUGGAAUGGCCGACGCGCACGUAUGUUUCAAGUGCCGAAUGUACCGCUGCUCGACGGGCUUGCGCACGAGACGGACCGUGUCCGCGCGAUCGCUGCCGUCAGCGUCACGCUCGAGAUUGGCACGCGCGACCCCGCGACGCUGAAAGCCAUCAUCUUGGCGCUGGACGCGACGCUCCGUCGGCACGAUAUGGUGGUGGCGCCGGCGUAUGCGUGCCAAGCACUGUGGUUUCUGUGGCAGAGCCAUUUUGACCUUGUCGACAGCAUCUCGGAGAGUACGUCCGACCCGAUCGUGCCGUCGGGUGCGUGGGCACGCCUUCUGGGGCAAGUUGCAAGCCGGGGAAGCAUUCUCAAUGCCAGCGGCAGGUUGCAGGUGGCGCAUACCCAGUCCAGGCGGCGGCUCAGUACGAUUCGACUGGGAUCCGUGAGCAGCUCUGUGCUCAUUGAACUGGUCGAAAAGUCGCUGGACGUCACCCCGGCUUUCCCAGGCGCCUCGCCAAACCGGAUCACGGCCGACCUCGACGUAUUUGCAUGCUUCGAACACGUCCUUGCCAAGCUCGCAGACCUCACGUGGAGCGCGUCGCGCGACGCACGGUUCCUUGCGAGCAAGGUGCUCCACGAGAUGUACCAGGCAAACGUCGUUCGACUCGGGGCACGCACCUUCUUUCGCAUGGCGGUGGCGCUCACGACCGUGCCACUGCAUGCCAAGGCAUAUGCCGCCGCCAAGACACUUGCCAAGCUCUCGCGAAGCCACAGUGACGGCUGGAUCGCGUGGCUCGUCGCUGACGACGCGCAUACCCUUGGGACGCUUGUCGAUGCGCUGCGACUGCACGUCGACGACGUGGAUUUCUUGCAAGAGCUCCUGCCGUUUCUGCUCCGCGUGCUCCGAACCCUCUUGACGCUCGGCAUGAAAGGCCCCAAUCCGACUACGUACAUUUCAAAGUCGGUGGCCGCGACGUUGCUCGAGCUCCACUUCGCGCCGCUCCCGACCGAGAUUGCUAUCCUCGUCGACGAUGUGCUCUUUGCGCUGCUUCAAGUUUGGGACAGUCGAAAACCAUCGGCCAACACGGGGCGGCGGUCGUCCAAAGCCCGCAUCCUCCCGGGCAUGAGCGGCGGGCGACGGCUCUCACGGGCCCGUAUCCUUCCCGGCAGCAGCAUUGGACGGUCAUCCGAAGUGGUCCACGCGCCUUUACUAAGUGCAGCGCAGCUCCAGUCUCUCUACGACCGCAAUGGCAUGCGAACGUCCGUAAAUGGCGGGCGGACGCUGCACCACAAACCGUCCAGUGCGUGGAUAGCGGGAAAGUCCGACGACACCUCGUCGAAGAAUUAGACGCUGUUGCAGUAUACAUGCAGAACCUUACCGUGCCA